GCCUCUCAAAGUGCCGCGCUUCCAUCUGCAAGAGUCCUUGGCUUAGAGCUCAGUGGCAAUUUCACACCGCAAUUUUGAGUCAUUUAAUUGAGGAAUAGAAUCAUCUUUGGCCUAUAGCUUUCAUAUCAACGAAGUAGAAUGAAAUUGCCAUCAUGUUGUGUGGGAAGAUCAGGUGAAAGUCUUUACAAUAUUCAGUAGCUCCAGAUAUAACGAGAGGUAAGGUAAGGUAAGGUAAGGCCUGAAAUUGGCCGAUUGUGUGUAACAUUAAAAAAAAUAAAUCGCAUUAAGACUGCUUUACGACGAAAAUUAAUCUAAAUGAGAUGAACCAGAGUAAAUUUUUAAACCCUAGGUAGAUUUUUUGUUAUUUAUAUCACUGAAAUAGAAUACGUAAAAUUUGCAUUUUUGAGUAAAUUUAUUUUUAUUUAUACACCAACGUUUCAUUACUCGUAUUUUAUUAAUUGCGAUGUGUCCAGAAGCAACACCACGUUAACAAAUAAACUGGCUGACCUCCAACCAGCAUUCAAAAACAAAUAUCUCGAUGGAGGUAAUACGAUAAAUAAGAGAGCAAGGUGCAUAAAUUUAAGUAUGGAAAAAGAAGGAAAUUGUGGCGUGAAUUUCAUUUUCUGUUUCGAAAUUUGUUUACGAUUGAUUUUAAAGAUGCCUUCGGCACGGCUUUUCAAACAAAGCAACUUUUGCAUUAAAAGUAACAGCGAUGCCUUACCUCGUGUAUUAAAGCAGUUAUUACUUUUCAAUUAAGCUAAGUUAUUACCAAAGAUCAGUACUUGAACUUAAGUUGAGACGUUUUACCUAAUCUAAUAUCUUCCGGGAUAAAAGAGAAUUUUGAGCUGCUUUGUUAGAUUCGCAUGCGUAAAGAAUUUUGACCAUCCUGGUCUAUAAAAAAUGCGUAUAUUUUAUUCUUGUACUUAAAAGAAGGAUUUCCAUAGAAUACAGCGCGUGGAUAAAAAUUUUUAAGAUACAAGGUUUUUCAAUCGAGUGUUCUCGAAUCCGGAAAAAACGUCGGACUGACUGACUGUCAGACUGAGAGAGUGACUGACUGAGUAGGGGUUGGUUGAUUACUAUGACGCCUACCGCACUAACUACCAGAACACUGGAAGAUUGUAAUGAAAAGGUGAACUCUCCGAUUGGUAUUGCUACCAAAGCCAACCGCUAUGAUGAACUUAACGAAGGACAAACAGCACGCAAACCUAGGUGUAUUUAGCCUUAGAAAAAAGCCUUGAAUAUUGAAACUUUAUCUUUCUUAUCCUAAGUUCUGUGGUAACGUCACGUAUGACGGAUUUACACGAGGCCGCUGCUGUUGGUGAUGCUCAGGCCGUGGAAUACUUGCUGCUUAGCGGUGAGUCAGAUCCGGACGGGGAGGACUGGGACUGGGGCAAAAGGACACCCCUUCACGUAGCAGCCGCAGCAGGUAUGGUGAAAAUCACAGGACAAAAUAUUCGUGACUGUUUGAAUCGUUAGCAUGUGCAACCCGUGAGCUGUGUUUUCGGUGCCUGACGAGAGAUUCUGAAAACAUAAGAUUUGACUCGGGAACUCUCCAAAUUAUGACGACACACUUAUGUAUUAACGCAUAGACAGAUCUGACAGCUAUGAUCGUCAAAAAAGAUCUUAGGGCUUCUCACUUCUUUGCCGAAAAACGGCGAUUUCUUCUCCCGCCUACUCAUGCAACUACAACGUUUAGUAACAUAAUUUUAACAUUAUGAUAACCUAAGCAGUUCGCAAGGGAGGGGUCAAGGUCAAGAAUUUAGCAAGGGACUGUUCAAUCCAGUGGGACCCAUUACUAAAUCAAACGACUUCCGACGGGUUGUAAACGUCUUCAGGCAUCCCUAUUAAUUGAUCGGUCAGGCUGGCUUUCACUAUGACAUUAGCGUAAGCUUACACUGCUGUUCGCAAUCUUCGUAACGCACUGAUCAUAAGUUGUUUUGGUUCAAAUGAGAGGCACAGAUAAUCAUCACACCUUAGAUUGAGUCACCAUGAAAACUAUUAUUCCGGACGCCAAACAUUCUCUAUUUAACUCAACGGAAAAUUGCAACGAAACCGUUCCGUUUUCUCCGAAUCUGCGUCUCACGCGUUUUUUUCCUGUGAUGUACAUUAAGGUCAUUUGGGGUGCGUCGAGAAGCUCCUGGAACAUGGAGCUGAUGGUGAGAUGCGCAUGGCAGGAGGAUGGACGCCAGCUCACUGUGCUGCUGAACAUGGCAGCGUGGCAAUAUUGCAGGCUCUUGCUGAAAAUGGGAUUAGUGUAACAAAAAAGGACAACACUGGAGACACACCGAAACGAGUCGCACAGAUCUAUGGGCACAAGGGCUGUGUAAAAUUUUUUGAAAGGUGAGAAUAGUUUUUUUUUUUGGUUAUUUUGACUAAGAUUGGUCCGCUAUUGCGUGAAACUUAAGGAUCCUGGUUUGACAAACGAUAUUUCCCACUUAAAUAGAAACUCGAGAAAAAACAAAAUAUGCCAACGAAAGUGGAAAAAAAAAGAGGUCCCAGCCGACAAAAACGCCACUUUAGUUCUGUCCUUGAUCUACACGUAGCGUAUUUUCUGCGAUGUACGCCAUUUCGUGAGCCGCAGUGAAGAAAACUGCAAGAGUGUAAAUGUGAACGAAUUAUUGUUUCCAGUGAAAAUCAAUACUUUCUUUGAACUCAAUCUGUGGGUGAUUGAUGGCUUUGACGGCAACCAAUUGAUGCUUCAAAAGCUUGAGUUAAAUGUCAAAUUUCGGGGGCUACGGUUCACAAGGUUAUUAUCUCUUGGGUUCACGCAGGACACUAACAAUAUUAAUGACAGUUAAUACUUCUAUGCCUCGAAACAACAAAAAUACGAGAGGUGAACAUAAUUGUUUUUCUCUAGACUGAAAAGUUUUACGGUACCUGAAAUGGUGUGUAUACGUAUAAGUUCACGACACAAGAAUUAAAGCCUCAUUAAUUUACCAACAUACUUAGCACAUCCUCAACUUGGCGAAAAACUGAUUUUAUGCAUCUCUUGUUCAAUUUUUGGACAACGAAAAAGAAUAAACAGAUGGUUUUCGUUCCAGAUUAGAAAAUAAAUUUAAAGAAGAAAAAACAAAUGGGUCGGAAACUGAGGAUGAAAGCAGGACGACCACGCCCAUCUUCAACCUUGAUAUGAUGAAGAGGCUCGAGACAGAAGCAGAUUCCCAAAAAGGACAGUUAGCAAUGGAAGAAGAAACAAGUGAGAAGGAAAUUGAAAACAAUCACAACUCAAGGGUCACAUUUUUAUUGACAUGAAACAGAAGUGUGAUACAAUCUUCGUGCAUGGUAAUUCUGGGGACUAUAGUUUUGAAACCUCUCCUCAAGAAAACUCAAUUUGGAAACUUGGAAGAGAGAAAAAUACACACACGAAUGAGAGAUGUAGUCUCUAAUGAGAAUGACAGCCAUUGAAUAUUACAGCAGUGUUCACUUUCACAAUACUUUCUUAGAAUCCUAGUGAUACUUGGAAAAUUGUUUUCAGAAUUUCUGGAGGGAAAUGUGAGUGAUUUCAAGUCUUAUCUGUGAAAAAGCCUUCUGGCAGUUGUCUU
Messenger RNA from Pocillopora meandrina, 3542 nucleotides. The record is from the annotation of a GenBank genome assembly. NCBI's taxonomy places the organism in Eukaryota, Metazoa, Cnidaria, Anthozoa, Scleractinia, Pocilloporidae.